CAACAUUCAACACUGACAUUUUUUUGAAUCAACGAUAUUCACGACCCUGGUUGUCCUUUCCUGCGGGCCACAUCCUUAAGUAGUGGUAAUACGACGGAUUCGCACUAGCAUUGAAACUAUAUAGAUGCAGAUGUGUACUCCGCCGAACUAAUCCUGCAUCUCAGGUCAAUGCUGAAAUCUCACAUGCUGGUUUGGGACAAUGAAUGAGACCUAGACUUAAUAAAAAAUAGUGUACAUGACCAUUCGGGGUCACAUCCAACACUGAGAUGCAUUUCGCGACUAUCCGACUACAACCUGCCCGGCUCCGGGCCCCGAGUCGGAUGCCUUGGACACGGACCUUUUCCUCAUCCUCGCAACGCUACGAAAUUAGAGAUGUCGGGCUGCUCCCACAGCGCCUGAUACCCAAAUAUCAAGAAUCCCAAGUGGGCGAUCUACUGUCCCUCCAAUGGCCAGCCCCCCCGCGGAACAUCUUUUUGGUGAAGAAAGACUAUGCGCCCGCUGUUACUGCAUCUCUCAUCGAAUUUGCCAAUCACGCGACGUCUACCUAUCCAUCGACCUCGAUCAUUCUAGAACCCAGUGUCGCGGAGGAAGUACACUCAUUACUUCAAUCGCCAGUCUACUCCGCCUCUUUAGACCAACCAUGGCCGGUACUACAUGACAAGGUAGAUCUCACCGUUACUCUAGGGGGAGAUGGGACGAUCCUACAUGCUUCAUCCUUGUUUGCCACGUGUUACAACGUGCCCCCGGUACUGUCGUUCAGCAUGGGUACACUGGGGUUCCUAAGCGAAUGGAAGUUCGCCGAAUACAAGCGCGCAUUUCGUGAGGUAUACAUGUCCGGCGCGGGGGCCGGGGAUCGCGGAACGGUGCUGGGUGACCCCCGGCCGGCCUCUGACGAUGAAUCGCUGGAACUCGGAGCGGGCCCCACUGGAUGGUCGUCGGUGCGGGGGAAGUCGAUGGGCUUGACGCGCGGGGCUCGUAUCUUGAUGCGCAAUCGGCUGAAGGUGGGAUUAUUCACUGCAGAUGGACAACCGGUACAGCGUGGAUCCAAAUCUGUCGGCAUGCCAAACAGCUUGGAUGAACAGGGAGCGUACGUUAUGAACGAGGUGCUUCUGCACCGCGGCAAGGAGCCACAUCUGGCCGUGCUGGACGUCUAUGUUGGGGGCCGGUUUCUGACGGAGGCCGUUGCCGACGGAAUCAUCAUCUCAACGCCGACGGGUAGCACGGCAUACAGUUUGAGCAGCGGUGGCAGCAUUGUGCACCCACUGGUACCGGCGGUUCUGCUGACUCCGAUCUGUGCGCGGAGUCUGAGCUUCCGGCCCUUAGUACUGCCAUCCAGCACCCCGAUCACACUACGACUGAGCGAGAAAAACCGGAGCCGCGAGUUGGAGGUUAGCAUAGACGGAGUGAACCUGGGACAAGGGUUGACUGCGGGGAUGGAGGCCCGAGUUUGGGAUGAGGAGAUGCGGCAUGGCAAGAAUGAAUGGCAAAAGGGUGUGCCAUGUGUAAUGCGGAGGAUCACGGGCGGAGAGGCGCACGAUGGAUGGGUGGGAGGCUUGAAUGGAUUGCUGAAGUUCAACCAUCCGUUUGGAGAGGAGCGGUGAUAAGAGAAGGACAUAUACAAGGUUAGAUGGUUGCCCCUGGGGGGAGGGGAAGGUGGAACCUGUAGGCCAUUAUGGACUCAAUCUGUACCAUUAUACGGAGUAUGCGAAGAAAUGGGAUCUGCUCAGAGUUCUGA
Molecule: messenger RNA, 1735 nt
Organism: Aspergillus sclerotioniger CBS 115572
Lineage: Eukaryota; Fungi; Ascomycota; Eurotiomycetes; Eurotiales; Aspergillaceae
Product: NADH kinase POS5
Exons: 4
Coding region: 267-1601 (444 amino acids)
Biological process (GO): NADP+ biosynthetic process; NAD+ metabolic process
Molecular function (GO): NAD+ kinase activity
Source: RefSeq, a predicted model, not a curated record